Messenger RNA from Folsomia candida, 1231 nucleotides. RefSeq names its product deoxyribose-phosphate aldolase (gene Dera). The record is from RefSeq and is a predicted model, not a curated record. Gene Ontology annotation, biological process: deoxyribonucleotide catabolic process; carbohydrate catabolic process. The transcript is spliced from 5 exons. Bases 164 to 1111 code for a protein of 315 amino acids. NCBI's taxonomy places the organism in Eukaryota, Metazoa, Arthropoda, Collembola, Entomobryomorpha, Isotomidae. Gene Ontology annotation, molecular function: deoxyribose-phosphate aldolase activity. Gene Ontology annotation, cellular component: cytoplasm.
UAUGCAUUAUACAAAUGUUCAUACUCAAUCCCCCUCCGUAUCUGAAUAGAAGGGGGAGAAGCAGAGUUUUAUGUAAUCUCUGUGCAUGUAUUUAGCUCAUAAACCAGCUGGAAGCAUAAAACGACCACAUAAAGACAUAACGUGUUGCAAAGUUUGAGAAAACAUGGUUGGGACAACUUUAAACCCGUGUGUCGCUUUCGACUCGUCCUUAUUAACAAAGGCAUGGGACGAAGAAGAAGUAAAGACAGUGUCCCAGGAAGUUGUCGCUCGUGGCUUGGGUGGCGUGAAAAAUGCGAAAGAUAGAACUGGAUUGCUAUUGAAGGCUGUGUCCUGCAUUGAUUUAACUACUCUCGCCGGAGAUGAUACGGAGAAGAGAGUGUCAGAACUUUGUGCCAAAGCUGUAAAGCCUGUUAGCCAGGACGUUUUGACAAAACUUGGGACAGAUUCCACAAGUCUAACGUGUGGCGCAGUGUGCGUAUACCCUGCCCGAGUUGGAGAUGCUGUCAAGGCUUUAAGCAAAUUGGGAGUACCUCUUCCGGUAGCGUCUGUCGCCACAGGGUUUCCGUCUGGACAAACGUUCCUUAGCGUAAAAAUUUUGGAGAUUAAAGAAGCCGUUGCUGCUGGAGCAACGGAAAUUGAUAUUGUCAUUAGUCGACCUUUGGCCCUUGCAGAAGAUUGGGUUGCGCUUUAUGAAGAAAUUAAACAGUUUCGUACCGCAGUGGGGUCAGGGGCUCACAUGAAAACUAUUCUCGCCGUGGGAGAAUUAACAUCCUUCACAAUGGUUUACAAAGCUUCAAUGGUGGCGAUGAUGGCUGGAUCUGAUUUUAUCAAAACUUCCACUGGGAAAGAAGCUGUGAAUGCAACUAUUCCAGUCGGAUAUGUUAUGAGCAUGGCGAUCAAGGACUUUUUUGCAAAGACUGGAAAUCAAGUUGGUCUUAAGCCUGCUGGAGGAUUAAAAUCUGCUCAAGAUGCGCUGGACUGGCUAGUUUUGGUGAAAGAGGUUUUAGGAGAAGGAUGGUUAAAUGAAAAAUUAUUCCGGAUUGGGGCAUCCAGUUUGUUGGGGGACGUGGAACGGGAACUUUAUAAACAAGCGUUUGGAAAAUAUCCAUAAAUCAAGACGAAAUAUUACAAAUUAUUGGCUAUUCCAGAAGUGGUUUCGCAUUUCAUAAAAUAUUAUAUUUUAUUAUUUGGAAGCUUGUAAUAAAUUGUUCAUGUCCAUUAGAAAAUUGUA